AUGGAACAAGCGGGUAGCAGUAGCAGUAGCAGGAAGCCGGGGCGGGUAGGGAAGGCCCCCAUCCAAUGCCAAAGCUGCCUAAAUUUGCAGCAAUUAGCGGGACACCAUCUGGGGUCGCAUGGAAUCCCCCACGCUCUAGCAGCGUUGGGGGAAAUAUCGGCACGUCUUCGUAUUUUAAAUGAAGAGGCCAUUGUGCUUGGGGCGGUGGUGAGGUCGGCGGUGGAGUCUAUGUCCAGGGCACACCGGACUCCUGCCCAAAAUAAGGCCCUAUCUGCCGCCUACACCACGGUGGUGAGGAACCAUUUGGGCCUCUUCAGUUUAAUUUAUAAUGAAGAGGCCCAAAUGAUUCAUCGCCUCCUGGUGGAGGUGGCCGAUGAGCAGGAGCUCCAGGAGCCCCAGGUGCACCACACCCCGCCGGACUCACCACCACCACUACCAGCCAAAAGGACGAGGAAUUUAGGAAAAAAGGUUGAUGAAAAAAGCUUGGAAAGAUUUCUGGGUAAUUUUGAGAUUGGUUCUUUUACUAUUAGGAUUAUGAAUGGCAAAAUGAAAGGACAGGCCUUCAUAACAUUUCAAAAUCAAGUUCAAGCUACACAAGGAUUAGAAGCUCUGAAUGGUGUUUUUAUUGAUGGAAAACCAAUUAUAGCUCAGUUUGGAAAAGUCCAAGAAUUUUCAUAA
Molecule: messenger RNA, 678 nt
Organism: Ceutorhynchus assimilis (cabbage seed weevil)
Lineage: Eukaryota; Metazoa; Arthropoda; Insecta; Coleoptera; Curculionidae
Source: the annotation of a GenBank genome assembly